AUGGCAGCAGAGCCGCAGCCGUCCAGCCUUUCCUACCGCACCACGGGCUCCACCUGCCUGCACCCGCUCAGCGAGCUCCUGGGCAUCCCGCUGGACCAGGUGAAUUUUGUGGUAUGCCAGCUUGUUGCUCUGUUUGCUGCUUUCUGGUUUCGCAUCUAUUUACGUCCUGGUACAACCAGCUCUGAUGUCCGGCAUGCGGUUGCCACCAUUUUUGGCAUCUAUUUUGUCAUCUUUUGUUUCGGCUGGUACUCUGUGCAUCUUUUUGUGCUGGUGUUAAUGUGCUAUGCAAUCAUGGUCACUGCUAGUGUAUCCAAUAUUCACAGAUAUUCCUUUUUUGUAGCAAUGGGAUAUCUUACAAUAUGCCACAUCAGCCGAAUAUACAUCUUCCACUAUGGAAUUCUCACUACAGAUUUUUCUGGGCCUCUGAUGAUUGUCACUCAAAAGAUCACAACCUUGGCAUUCCAAGUUCAUGAUGGAUUAGGUCGAAGAGCUGAAGACCUUUCUGCUGAACAACAUCGACUUGCUAUCAAAGUGAAACCCUCUUUUUUGGAAUACUUAAGUUACCUUCUCAAUUUCAUGAGUGUCAUAGCUGGUCCUUGUAACAAUUUCAAGGACUAUGUAGCCUUCAUUGAGGGGAAGCAUAUACACAUGAAGUUGCUGGAGGUGAACUGGAAGCAAAAAGGUUUCCACAGCUUGCCAGAACCUUCUCCCACAGGAGCUGUGAUACACAAGUUGGGCAUCACCUUGGUGUCUCUCCUUUUGUUUUUGACGCUCACGAAGACCUUUCCUGUCACCUGCCUUGUGGAUGACUGGUUUGUCUAUAAAGCAAGCUUUCCGGCUCGACUCUGCUACUUAUAUGUUGUCAUGCAAGCCUCAAAGCCCAAGUAUUACUUUGCAUGGACAUUAGCUGAUGCAGUGAAUAACGCAGCUGGCUUUGGGUUCAGCGGAGUGGAUAAGAAUGGGAAUUUCCAUUGGGAUCUGCUUUCGAACCUAAACAUCUGGAAAAUUGAGACUGCCACAAGUUUCAAAAUGUACUUGGAAAACUGGAAUAUUCAGACAGCUACUUGGCUAAAGUGUGUGUGCUAUCAGCGGGUUCCAUGGUACCCCACGGUGCUAACCUUCAUCCUGUCUGCUUUGUGGCAUGGUGUCUACCCUGGAUACUAUUUUACCUUCUUAACUGGAAUUCUUGUCACAUUAGCAGCUAGAGCGGUCAGGAACAACUACAGACAUUACUUCCUUUCUUCAAGAGCUCUCAAGGCCGUGUAUGAUGCAGGCACCUGGGCUGUCACUCAGCUGGCUGUCUCUUACACGGUGGCGCCCUUUGUGAUGUUGGCAGUUGAACCGACCAUCAGCUUAUACAAGUCCAUGUACUUUUAUUUGCACAUCAUAAGUCUCCUGAUAAUACUAUUUCUGCCAAUGAAACCACAGGCUCAUACGCAAAGGCGGCCUCAGACUCUGAACUCUAUUAAUAAGAGAAAAACAGAUUGAUACCUCCAAGAGAAGCGAAACAAGCAAAACUGCAGAACGUUCGAAAGAUGAGAUGACAAGCCUUCAAGGGUUCCUCCGGUGGCUUAGAGGC
Molecule: messenger RNA, 1579 nt
Organism: Nomascus leucogenys (northern white-cheeked gibbon)
Lineage: Eukaryota; Metazoa; Chordata; Mammalia; Primates; Hylobatidae
Gene: MBOAT1
Product: membrane bound glycerophospholipid O-acyltransferase 1
Biological process (GO): lipid modification
Cellular component (GO): membrane
Molecular function (GO): acyltransferase activity
Source: RefSeq, a predicted model, not a curated record